UGGGAGGGGAGCAUAACUCUGCAACUUCAGAGCGGAGAAACAAGUGACUGUCUGUACUUACUCUCCUCAUAUUCAAGGAAUCAGUCAUGGCUGCAGAAGCAAAGCAGACUUGUUAUGAAGGCAGUGAUGUCGAAAGCUUUCAGUUCUACCUAAAACACUCUGGAGAACACGAGGCCAUUCUCCAGUGUGUUCACAACAUCCUACCAGGACUUCUUAAAAGAACUGGAACAGAGAAGAGCAGCCUGGAUGUUCUUGGGGUCGGAAGUGGUGGAGGCGAGGUGGACACCCAGAUGCUCACUCUGCUGCAGUCCACCUUCCCUGCCGCCCCGAUCACGGCUGAAAUUGUGGAGGGCAGCUAUCAGCUCACAGACAACUUCAAAGCUUUGGUAGCAAAGACCACCAACCUUCAGAAGAUCCCGUUUGUUUGGCAUUUAAUGAACAGUGAGGAAUAUGAGAAGCAAGUCAAAGCAAAGGCAGACGUGAAGAAAUUUGACUUCAUACACAUGAUUCAGAUGAUCUACUAUGUGGAUAACCUCGCCAAUACAAUCAAGUUCUACCACAGCCUUCUGAAGAGCAACGGCAGGCUCAUGAUCAUCAUUGAAGCAUCUAACAGUGGCUGGGACAUCCUGUGGAAGACGUACAUAAAGGAGCUCCAGAGCGACAUCAUCACCGAGUACCGCUCAGCAGGAGAGGUUAUAGCUUGCCUGAGGAGCCUGGGUCUGAAGUAUGAGGAGCACCCCAUCCCCAACUCCCUCGACAUCACCGAGUGCUUCGACCCGAGCAGCCAGACUGGACAGCAUCUGCUGAAUUUCAUAACAGCGAAAGACUUCUACCAGUCCUUCACCCCAGAGAUCCGAGCAGGCAUGUUGGACCUUCUCAGAAAGUGCAGCACUGAAAAAGAUGGCAGAGUUUUCUUCAACAGCGACGUCACCUGUAUUCUGGUGUAUGCUUGAGUGUAUGAUACAGAAAAAAUAAUUCAUACAUUCUGAUUCCUCUUUUUUGCAUUUCGAUCAAAAGUGCUUUAUAUAUUGAUCAUUGCAAAGUUUUUCGAGUCUUCAGCUUAUAUUCAUUCCAUUAACUCUGUACAUGCAUCAAUAUGAUCAAU
Messenger RNA from Chelmon rostratus (copperband butterflyfish), 1105 nucleotides. Its product is annotated as histamine N-methyltransferase A-like. The transcript is spliced from 7 exons. Gene Ontology annotation, molecular function: N-methyltransferase activity. Bases 87 to 953 code for a protein of 288 amino acids. The record is from RefSeq and is a predicted model, not a curated record. Lineage: Eukaryota; Metazoa; Chordata; Actinopteri; Chaetodontiformes; Chaetodontidae.